GCUGUAAGUAACAGCGGCGGUAAAUUCGUAAAUUUUGCGUCGUUUACUCGGGGCAGGUUGAUUUUCAAAAUAUUCGCCAAAGUUAUAUUAUUAUACGUUUUGUAUAAAUUCAACAAUGUUGCAACCAGUAAUGCACAUUUUGAAGCAGAAAAAUAUUAUUUUAGCCAGCGGGUCGCCAAGAAGAAAAGAACUUGUUGAGAAUAUUGGCUUAAAAGUGGGACUUUGCAGUUCUUUGUUUGAAGAAGAUUUGGAUCCAAAGAACUUCAAUAGCUUCUCGGAGUUUGUUGAGGAGACUGCUUUACAGAAGGUGUUGGAAGUGGAGGGUAGGCUGAUCGGCCAGGGGCAGCCUCCCGACAUAGUCAUCGGCGCGGACACUAUGGUUACACUCGACAAGGAAUUAUUUGGAAAACCAACCUCAGAAGAUGAAGCAUUUAGGAUGCUAUCCAGACUUUCAGGGAGAUCCAACACAGUCUACACAGGAGUUGUGGUAAAAGCGCAUGACAAGAUCGUAAAAUUUACAGAGAAAACUGAUGUGUUCUUUGGAAAACUACAUGAAGACCAGAUUAAGGGGUACAUUGCUACGGGCGAGCCCAUGGACAAAGCAGGCGGAUAUGGUAUUCAAGGCAUGGGUGGGUGCUUUAUAGAACGCAUUGAAGGUGACUACUUCACGGUAGUUGGCCUGCCAUUGUUCAGGUUGUGUUCUGUGUUGUAUGAGAUGUUCAAAGAUCCUAAAAACCUGUGAAUACCUAGCUACAAAAUACAACACUUGAUUGUUUGUAGGAGUAAAGGCUAGUGUGUUUAUUUAUUUGUAAGUUUAUAUAGUUAUAAGUAGUCUGUGUUGAUUAGUAAUUAAAUAAAAUAACAAAUCA
This is a messenger RNA of Ostrinia nubilalis (European corn borer), 869 nucleotides long. Its product is annotated as dTTP/UTP pyrophosphatase-like. The record is from RefSeq and is a predicted model, not a curated record. NCBI's taxonomy places the organism in Eukaryota, Metazoa, Arthropoda, Insecta, Lepidoptera, Crambidae. Gene Ontology annotation, molecular function: nucleoside triphosphate diphosphatase activity. The transcript is spliced from 5 exons. The coding region runs from base 116 to 742 and encodes 208 amino acids.